AUGCAGCAGCAGAUACAGGUAAACAAACUAUUAGUCAGCGAAGCAGUACCUUGGAGGAGGAAGAAGAGGAAGAAAUGGCGGAGUGGGAACUACUGUCACAUGAACUGUUGUUCAACGAGAACAGUUUUGACACGGCAUCAACAAUCGCAGAACAUAGGUAAAGCACGGGAAAGUAAGGCGAUACUUUUGUCAAAGAUGUGGCCAUUUUAA
Molecule: messenger RNA, 210 nt
Organism: Brugia pahangi
Lineage: Eukaryota; Metazoa; Nematoda; Chromadorea; Rhabditida; Onchocercidae
Source: the annotation of a GenBank genome assembly